AUGUCUGGCCCACCUGUUUUUUCUGUGUUACAGGGUAGCAAUACAACCCACAGCAUAAAAGGGCAACAAAUCUCAAUGAUUGGGAAUGGUCAUUCUUUUCAGCAAGGGGUGUAUGUCAUGGACCCUUCUUCUUUUAACCAAGGUAUUUAUGCUGAGAAGCAAAGCAGUUUCGCAGAGCGUGCCAAUAUGAUGCAGUUAAAUAACUUCAUGGCAGACAAUUCUUCGCCUGCUGGAAACCGCUGCCAGAGACUUGGUUGUAAUGAAGUUGUUGAAGGCCAGACAGCGUUCUGCAAAAGCCACCGUUUAGGCCAACAAUGCCAGAUGAUUGGCUGCCCUCAGAUCCCACCAAAUGGCGUAGCUUUGUGCAUGACCCAUGGUGGAGGCCAUCCUGGUUCCAGUGCAAUACCACUCGCUGAAUCUGAAGGUUCAAUGAAGUACGAAGGAGAUGGCCAAUUUAGAGUGAUGGAAAAUGCUAUGGGUAGCACAGUCAUACCUAAUCCUGAUGGCGAAGUUGUGAUGUGCAAGUACGAAGGAUGUAGCAAACGAUCCCAGGGAAAUACUGUGUAUUGCAAGGUCCACAGUGGUGGUUCAAAGGCCUGUAUGGUUCAAGGUUGUACCAAGGGAGCACAUGGAGGCACUCCUAUGUGCAUUGCUCAUGGAGGAGGCAAGCGCUGUUCCGUCGCUGGAUGCCGCAAUGCUGCAUGUGGAAGCAGUCAAGGUCGCACCGACUGCUGUGUGAGGCACGGUGGUGGCAAGAGGUGCAAACAUGAUGGAUGUGGAAAGGGUGCUCAAGGGAACACAGAUUUUUGCAUUGGACACGGUGGAGGGAGGCGGUGCAAGUUUGAAGGAUGCGGAAAGAGUGCACAAGGGCGGAGUGAUAACUGCAUCAAGCAUGGUGGUGGCAGACGCUGCAAGUUUGAAGGAUGCAGCGCCAGCGCAAAGUGGGGUGUGGAUUUCUGCUCUGCACACAGGAAGAGCAUGCUGGGCGAAGGUGAUACUGCCGAUGGAGCACCAAAGCCGAAACGUCGGGCCAAGAAGUCUGGGGCGAAGAAGGCCGAGAGGGCCAAGAGGGCAAAGAAGACGGCUGAUCCAGCUGGUCCCUCCAGCGAGGAUGUUACCAUGCCCGCUGUAAUUUCUGCCGAUAUGCCCGAGAUGGGCGCUAUCCAUGUCGCCGCCCCCGUUCCGGACCGUCCCAAGUCACCUGAGACCGCUAUAGCGCUUGAACAGCCACCACUUCAGCUUCAACAACCACCGCCGCUUCAGUCCCCGGCUCCAUCUGGAUUGGCCGCCUCAGCAGAGGAGGGCCUGCCAGCAACAGGUAGUGUAUUCUUUGGUUUAUAG
Triticum turgidum subsp. durum (durum wheat) is the source of this 1341-nucleotide messenger RNA. Lineage: Eukaryota; Viridiplantae; Streptophyta; Magnoliopsida; Poales; Poaceae. The record is from the annotation of a GenBank genome assembly.